ACUUACUAUUUAGCCAGGCACGCCACUCGCAAAGUUCCCCCAACCGCUCUCCAUCUCUCCGCCCACACGGGUGCCACUGACUACAUUGUGCGUCUGUACCUACUUGCAAUGUUGUAUGAUACCAUGAGAAGAGCCGCACUCCAAGUGUUGUGCUGUUAUCGAGACUGGACAGUGCAUCGAUCUCCACGAACAUGACCCCCGCGCCCCCACCACAUUGACGUGGUGGCGUCGGCUCCCCUCACGAGUUACAACCUUAUAAGAUCUGACGCGGGUCCGGUGGAUCGAAUUGUUUGCUUGCUGCUAUUAUUUCACCACGUCGCACGUCCCGCGCCGUGGUCUGCGCCGGUCACGGGAGAGGUAGCCUGGAGCCGCGCGAAGAGGGCCCCAUCGCGAUGGGGACUGGACUCGAUGAUUAUGUUCACCAUGAAGCGCUACUACAGUACAGUAUAUGCCCAGCUCGACGUGUGGCUGUUUCAUGAACUCGCAACAUGGGGCCCCCGUGGCCCAUCAUCGUUGAUGGUGCAGCAGUAUACGGACAGAAACCCCGCUUGAUCCUGAUAGAGACGACGACGACUUGAAUCAACAAUCAAUGCCCCGUGUGUCUGCUUGAAGACGGGACAAAGCUCCCCAGUUCCCCCCCAGAACCGUUCACGUACUUAUAUCUCAGGGAGAUCCAUCAAAUCCUCCGUUAUGACAGUGCUGUGUGAUCGACCUGUUGCACUCCUUUACAUAGUUCACCACCGGCUUCAUUCAACACUAUUAUAUAAGUACUCAAAAUGCGUCUCCAACUCGCCGCCGCCGCCGCCCUCUUGGGCCCCCUCGCCCUGGCCGCUCCGUUCCCGGCACGUGUAGCGGAGCUGGACCAGCGAGACAGCCUGCAGCCCGUCACGAACAACCAAAAGCCCACCACCACCGUGACAAACAGCGUGCAGCCCGUCACCUCGGAUCCUAAUACGCCUACCACCUCGAACCCUCAGCCUACCACUGCGAACCCUAAGCCUACCACCGCGGACCCUAACAAACCUACCACCUCGGCGGCGGCCCCGCCGAAGCCCGAUGCCACCACGUCCAAGGUUGAGGGCGUGCAGCCUGUUACCUCAGACCCCAAGCCUACAGGCACGGCCACAACCAAGCCUGAUGCCACCCUUCAACCCGUCACCUCCAACCCCAAGCCUACAGGGACGGCGACAACAAAGAAGCACGAUGGCACGCUGCCGCCAUGCCAUGGACCCAAGCACACAACCUCGACGACGAAGCCCGAUGCGGCGACGUCCAAGGUCGAGAGCCUGCAACCUGUUACCUCAAACCCCAAGCCUACAGGCACGGCUACAAACAAGCCCGAUGCCACUCUUCAGCCCGUCACCUCAGACCCCAAGCCCACCGGCACGGCCACAACUAAGCCCGAUGCCACCCUUCAGCCCGUAACGUCCAACCCUAAGCCCACCGGCACGGUCACAAACAAGCCUGAUGCAACGACUUCCAAGGUCGAGGGCGUGCAGCCCGUCACCUCAAACCCCAAGCCUACCGGCACGGCCACAAACAAGCCCGAUGCCACCCUUCAGCCCGUCACUUCACACCCCCAGCCCACCGGCACGGCGGCCCCGAAGAAGCCCGAUGCCACGACAUACUUGGGCACGCACACGGCCGUUCCCACAAACUCGGCGCCCCCGCCGCCUCCGAUCCAGCCGCUCAACAUCUGGCAGGUCAAGUGCAAGGAGGAUGCGAACACGGCGAUCUGCCAUGCGCCCUACGGCUACUGCCACAUGGGCAUGUACUACAUCCAGCUGGAGAGCAACCCGCCGCACGGCAUCGAGUGCUACAACAAGUGCGGUUGCGUCAAGUAUUAACAAGAGACUGGAUUUUGUCGCGCGAGAGAGCGAUGACAACUUCUACACUUAUGAACGCAGAGAUAUGGUUAUGAUUGUGUAUAUGAAGCGCAGGUCUCCUUGAUGGAUCCUAGCUGCUCAAGCAUGUGGUUUGAUGACACCACUUUUCAACUUCAAUGUAUUGUAUUUCAGUUCAGUUAAUCAAUUUGCGCCAC
This is a messenger RNA of Purpureocillium takamizusanense, 2041 nucleotides long. RefSeq lists its product as uncharacterized. The transcript is spliced from 2 exons. The record is from RefSeq and is a predicted model, not a curated record. Lineage: Eukaryota; Fungi; Ascomycota; Sordariomycetes; Hypocreales; Ophiocordycipitaceae. Bases 777 to 1847 code for a protein of 356 amino acids.